This is a messenger RNA of Pieris macdunnoughi, 867 nucleotides long. The record is from the annotation of a GenBank genome assembly. Lineage: Eukaryota; Metazoa; Arthropoda; Insecta; Lepidoptera; Pieridae.
AUGUUUUAUGCACAUUUUGUGCUGGCCAAAAAGGGCCCACUGGCCAAAAUUUGGCUGGCAGCCCAUUGGGAUAAGAAGUUGACCAAGGCUCAUGUAUUUGAAACUAACAUAGAGAAGUCUGUUGAUGGAAUUCUAAAGCCCAAAGUUAAGAUGGCUCUUCGGACAUCAGGCCAUCUGUUACUUGGUGUUGUUAGAAUAUACUCUAGAAAAGCAAAGUACCUAUUGCAAGACUGUAAUGAAGCUUUUGUUAAGAUCAAAAUGGCCUUUAGGCCUGGUAUGGUAGACUUGCCUGAGGAACAUCGAGAAGCGGCUAUGAAUGCUAUUACAUUACCCGAGGUGUUUCAUGAUUUUGAUACAGCGAUGCCAGAACUUAAUGAAGUAGACAUUGAAGCUCAAUUCUCCCUAAAUCAAUCACGGGCAGAAGAGAUUACAAUGAGAGAGGAUUAUGGGUCCUUAAACCUGGUCACUCAUGAUGAUGGUUUUGGUGAUAUGGGUUUUGAUACAGAAAAUCCAGAUAUAAUGAGAGAUGCCAUUGGAAAUGAGGGUGGAUUGGAACAAAGCAACCUGUUAUUUGCGGAAGGAUCAUCUCUUGAAUUAGGGAAGGAUGGACAAAAUGCAGGGGUAGGUGGAGCUGCUCCAGUCCUGGCCGAAUCUCAUGCACCGAGGAUGGAAGCUGCUCCCAACACCCACAUGGAUGAUGGCUUUGGCGGUUCUAUACCAGAUGUUGGAGAUUUUGGACACGCUGGCGGUUUGUUUGAGGGUGAUCUAUUCGGUGACGUCACAGCAAGUAGUUCAGGCGCCGGCGCCACACCCGGAAUGGCUGGGACUUCUGCCCAGCCGCAAUCUUUGCAGGUUAGUCAACAUUGA